This is a messenger RNA of Emiliania huxleyi CCMP1516, 663 nucleotides long. Its product is annotated as DP-N-acetylglucosamine pyrophosphorylase. The record is from RefSeq and is a predicted model, not a curated record. The transcript is spliced from 2 exons. Gene Ontology annotation, molecular function: UDP-N-acetylglucosamine diphosphorylase activity. Bases 1 to 663 code for a protein of 220 amino acids. Gene Ontology annotation, biological process: UDP-N-acetylglucosamine biosynthetic process. NCBI's taxonomy places the organism in Eukaryota, Haptophyta, Isochrysidales, Noelaerhabdaceae.
AUGUCCAAGGCCAAGAAGGCGCUCCUUCAAGAGCUGGGCCAAACGCACCUUUUCGACGGCUGGGGCUCCAAGCCAUCGGCGGCCGACGAGUCGCGCUUCUACAAGCAGAUCGAGGACCUCGACGCCUCGUACCCGGGCGGCCUCAAGGCGUACGUCGAUAACGGCCGCAAGCUGCUCGCCGACUCCAAGGCUGGAGUCAACCCGCUCGAGGGCUGGACGCCGAGCGUGCCGGUGGGCGAGACCGUCGCGUACGGCACGCCCGAGUUUGACGAGGUUGAGGCGGCCGGCAUGGCGGCUGUCAGCGGCGGCGGGUGCGGCUUUGUGCUGGUCGCGGGCGGGCUGGGCGAGCGGCUGGGCUACUCGGGGAUCAAGGUGCAGCUCCCGACGCAGCUGACCACCGGCACCACCUACCUCGAGCUCUACAUCCGCCACAUCCUCGCGCUGCAAGGGAGCGGCGCGCCGCUGCCGCUCGCAAUCAUGACCUCGGGGGACACCGACGCGCAGACCCGCGCGCUGCUGGACGCAAACGCAAACUUCGGCAUGAGGGCGGGGCAGGUCACCAUAGUCCGGCAGGAGAAGGUCGCCUGCCUCGCGGACAACGACGCGCGCCUCGCGGCGGACCCGAAGGACCCCUACAAGCUCCUCACUAAGCCGCACGGGUGA